Uloborus diversus is the source of this 2148-nucleotide messenger RNA. RefSeq names its product anoctamin-7-like. Gene Ontology annotation, cellular component: plasma membrane. The record is from RefSeq and is a predicted model, not a curated record. Gene Ontology annotation, molecular function: protein dimerization activity; chloride channel activity. Bases 1 to 2148 code for a protein of 715 amino acids. NCBI's taxonomy places the organism in Eukaryota, Metazoa, Arthropoda, Arachnida, Araneae, Uloboridae. Gene Ontology annotation, biological process: chloride transmembrane transport. The transcript has 15 exons.
AUGAAUGAUUUGGAACAGGAGUUCCCAAUCUGGGUGCCGCGGCACCCUGAGGAGCCACAACAAGAGAUACUAAAUAUGGAUCAAAUUCAUUACAUAUUGGUGUAUGAGGACCCCAACUACAAACGCCAAGACAACAAUACUAGAAAAGAAAUCAAGAUCUCCCUUCGGAAGAAAUACAUCGAAAAAUUAGAAUACGAGUCAUUGCUUGUGGAGGAACAGAGGGUUGGGAAACAAAUUUUCGUGAAAAUUUACUGCCCGUUAGAACGUUUGUACAGAGAAGCUGAAGUAUUCAGGGUUGAACUACCAGUGUUGGAGGUAUACAAUAUUCUUAUUAACAUCAAUACAAUAGAAGGUACAAAAAAGAAAGUUCCAAGAAGUUUGUUGUACCUGUUGAUGAUUGGAGUGUUUCAAGAUGCUUUCCCCGUGCACGACGCUUCAGCUGUAGAACCCAGAAGCUUGAAAUUAGCUAACCACGAGGAAUCUUCACCAGAUUCACCAACUCAUGAAGAUCUGCGACUCGUAUUGAGUAAGAAAUGGGCAACGCUAUGCCACAAACACCCCAUUCACGAGGUCAAGGAUUACUUUGGAGAGAAGAUUGCUUUUUAUUUUGCUUGGGUGUCCACUUAUAUGAUGUCCUUGUGGAUUCCGUCCGUAUUGGGUAUUUUGGUCUUUGCUUAUGGGUACACAGAGCGACCAAUAGAAUCCAAGAAAGCAGGUUUCAUGUAUUUCAUCGAAGUUGUCAAGUCAUCUUGUGAUAACACUCUAACCCCAGUGUUAUCCGCCAUUAUGUGUUUGUGGGGAACCGUAUUUAUGGAAAUAUGGAAAAGAAAACAGAUUUCGCUGGCUCGCCAAUGGAAUGUAGACAACUUUGACCAUGUGGAACUAGACAGGCCUCAAUUUCAUGGAACAAAAUCACUGGAAAAUGAAUUUACGCAAGAGGUUAUUCUUUACUUCCCCGCCACGAAACGUUUGCUGAGGUAUACAGUGUCAGUUUUGGUUCUCUUAAUGAUGGUAAUGAUAGUGUACAUCAGUAUUUCUGCUGUUUUGUUUUUCCGACUGACAAUGAUACGGGUAUACUGUGAAGACGAUGAAUUCUGCAAAUUUAUGUAUGGAACUGUAGCUGCGACAAUGCUUAAUACCUUGUCAAUCAUGAUAUUAGGAAAAUUCUACGAAAAGCUGGCAGGAAAGCUAACAGAAUACGAAAAUCAUCAAACACUCAGCCUUCAUAAUGAUGCCCUCAUACUUAAGCUUUUUAUAUUUCAAUUCGUCAAUACAUAUGCUGCACUCUUCUUUGCUGCUUUCUUAAAAGGGGAUUUAGGACUCUUUUCUGGAAUGUCCGUAAGCAAGCUGAAUUCACCAAGGAUGAACGAGACUUCGACAGAAGGCUGCGACCCAAGCCAAGAUAGUGCGAAUUGCAUGUUCCCGCUUUCGUGCCAACUCUUGAUCCUGAUGAUCGUGAAGCCCAUCCCAAAGUUCAUAAAAGAUGUUAUUGUACCGGGCUACAAGCGAUUGUGUUUUUACUGCUACAAGUUGCGGAAAACCAAAGACGAAGAAGUUUCGGAGCAGAGUUACUUGAUGCACGAAUUCUCAAAGCCCUCUGCAGAAGAUUUCACUCUCUUAGAAUUCACAGAGAAAAUAAUACAGUACGGAUACCUCAUGAUGUUUGCAACUGCUUUACCAUUGGCACCAAUUCUUGCUCUGUUAUUCAAUAUCAUUGACUUUAGAAUAGAUACCUGGAGGUUACUCGUAUGGAACAGAAGACCCAUUCCAUACAGAGAUAACGACAUAGGUAUGUGGAUGCAUAUCAUCAACUUCAUCAAUUUCUGCGGCAUUAUCAGCAACGCUUUUCUUAUAGCAUUCAACUCCAGGGUAGGGCGUGGAGAAGAGCGUAUCAGUCAAGCCACCAUGAUUGUCUUGUUCGAAAUCACAAUUUUAUUCUUGAGGUCUGCUAUCUGUUUCUGUAUUCCUGAUGUGCCCAUGUGGGUUAAGAACUCACGCAAAAAGGAACGUUUUUUGCUAUCCUACUUAAUGACGAGGAAUCAAUUUAACAGCACGAUUCAAUCAUCUCAAGAUAAUUUGACGACUGACGACGAGAAAACGGGAGAAUUUGAACUUGAAGUCGACGAAGCCAACUAUUCGAGGGACUGA